AUGCCAUUACAAAAGGGUAUUGUCGAUGAGUCUCGUUCAUUAACGCCGGACCCAAGCAGUCGAAAUCCUCGUCGAAGUCAUGUAUCAAUAACAUCAAGCAAACGUCCAUCAAUGAAUACAGGUGCAUCUAAUUCAAAUAAAACUAAACAAGGCAUGUUUCGUCGAGCUGUUCCACAUAUGCCACGGGCUUUAGCCUGUAUCUGUUUUAUACUCAAUCUUGUGUUGCCUGGAACAGGCACAUUAAUCAGUGCAUUUGCUGUAUUUUGUUGUGGAAAACAUGAUUAUGAAAAAAAUAUUGUAGCAUUUUUUUAUAAUAUUCUUGCGGCUAUAUUACAAAGUGCUACAAUUUUUUUACUUGUUGGCUGGAUUUGGUCAAUACGAUGGGGUAUUCUUUUUGUUCAAUUAUCAGGUAUAAUUCAAAAAAAAUUCAUGUAUACAUAUAUAUAUAUGUGUAUAUAA
Messenger RNA from Rotaria sp. Silwood2, 459 nucleotides. Lineage: Eukaryota; Metazoa; Rotifera; Eurotatoria; Philodinida; Philodinidae. The record is from the annotation of a GenBank genome assembly.